AUGGCCAAGAAGGACAAGGGCAAGAAGGAGGCCAAGAAAGCUCGAGUGGCAGCUAAGCAGGAGAAGGUCGCCAAAAAGUCUGAAAAGAAGGCCAAGAACAAGAAAGAUGCCGACGACAGCGAUGUCGAAGAGGCCGAUCUGGACGCAAUCCUAGCAGAAUACGCAAAGAAGCAAGAACAAUUCUUGAAGGUUACCGAAGAUACUGUUUCUGGCCCGUCACCAAGAAGUGCUUCCACUUUUAUCGCCUCACCUUCGGACGGCAGAGAACUUUUCCUGUUUGGAGGCGAACACUACAAUGGAGCCAUCGCAAACUUCUACAACGACUUGUACAUUUACAGAAUUAAUUCGGAUGAAUGGCGCAAGGUGACGAGUCCUAACUCGCCUCUGCCUCGUAGUGGACAUGCUAUGUGCAGAGGCGGCAAUGCUGGUGGCAUCUACAUGUUCGGUGGAGAAUUCAGUUCACCGAAACAGGGCACUUUCUACCAUUACAACGAUUUCUGGAGCUUGGAGCCAUCGACCAGGGAGUGGACCAAGAUUGAGACCAAGGGACCAUCUCCAUCCGCCAGAAGUGGGCAUCGUAUGGUGGCCUUUAAACGCUACAUCAUCCUUUUCGGAGGCUUCCAGGACACAUCACAACAAACCAAGUAUUUGAAUGAUCUCUACAUCUACGACUGUCAAACAUUCCAAUGGCAUAUCCCGGUCCUGCCGCCUGCCGCUAUGCGACCCGAUCCUAGGUCGUCUUUCUCCUUUCUGCCUCACGAGACUGGAGCAGUUCUAUACGGUGGAUACUCCAGAAUCAAGACUUCGGCCUCGGCUGGGAAAUCGAAGGGAGGCAGACAAGCUUCUCGUGUCAUCAUGAAACCUAUGGUACAUCAAGACACUUGGUUCUUGCGUAUCACGCCACCUCCUGCGGAAGCUCCUAUGAACACAUUACCAACAGUCCGUUGGGAGAAGAGAAAGAAGCCAGUCAACUCGCCCAACCCAGCUCGCGCUGGAGCGACUAUGGUGCACCACAAGGGAAGAGGCAUUGCAUUUGGUGGUGUGCACGAUGUCGAGGAAGACGAAGAGGGCAUUGACAGCGAGUUCUUCAACCAGUUGCUUGCUUUCAACAUCGAUCGUAACCGUUUCUUCCAAUUGAGUCUCAGGAAGCCGCGUGCUCAGCCCGCAAAGAAGCAAGGCGGUGGCAACGAACGUGGCGGUAGACGUGGAAGAGGAAAGGCAGAUGAAGAAGAGCUGUUGCGCAAUCUUGCUCUCAUCGAGGGUAAGGGCUCUCUGGACGACGGUGAGCUUACUAUCAAGCGUGAUGACGACUCCGACGAUGAGGACGUCAAGAUCGAGAAGCCUGUACAAUACGAGAUGCCUCAUCCUCGAUUCAACGCUCAGCUCGCAGUACAAGACGACACUCUCUAUAUCUAUGGUGGCACUUUCGAAAAGGGCGAUCGCGAGUUCACCUUCGACGAGAUGCACAGUAUCGAUCUCGGCAAGCUGGAUGGCGCUAAAGAGAUCUUCCGUCGCGAGCUCGAAGACUGGCAGGGCAGUGAGGAUGAGGACAGCGAGGAUGAAGACGAGGAUGAGGACGAUGAGGAAGACGAGAGCGAAGACGAGACCGCCGGCACUUCCACUCCUGCCACCUCUGUUGCACCCGAAGAGAUUGCCAAGCCUGAAGAUGUGGCCAAGAAGCAAGCAGCAGAAGACGAAGAGCCAGAAGAUGAGGCUGCGACCGAGAAAUCCGACGGUCUUCCUGGCCCGCGUCCCUUCGAAUCUCUGCGCGAGUUCUUCUCUCGCACAAACCACCAAUGGCAAGACAUCAUUCUGGAGGAGCACAAGUUUAAGCAUGCAACCCAGAUUACAGAGAGAUCGGUCAAGGAGAUCCGUAAGAGUGCAUUCGAGCGUGCUGAACAGAAAUGGUGGGAUGUCAGAGAAGAGAUGCAAGUUCUGGAAGACGAGCAGGAGGCUGCCGGGAUUGGUGAAGUUGUUGCACUCGAGUCUCGCGGCGAAGGUAGCGGUGGCGGUGGUGCUGGCAGAAGAAGGUGA
This is a messenger RNA of Aureobasidium vineae, 2034 nucleotides long. The record is from the annotation of a GenBank genome assembly. NCBI's taxonomy places the organism in Eukaryota, Fungi, Ascomycota, Dothideomycetes, Dothideales, Saccotheciaceae.